GUUAGCGUCUUUAUUGUAACAUGUUCCCCUUUUAGUUCUCCCUCGUGUGUGAUGCUUUUUAUGUGGGGAGCUGCGUCCUCCCUGUAUCUGUAGUGUGUGUGUGUGUGUCUACUUGACCUGCCCUGUUUGCUCUGUGUCGGUGUCUACACUCGUUCUCUGCUGAUAAACCUUUUGAUUGGACAACUGUGUGUCGCUAUCAAGUCGUUACAAUAGGGUACAUCAGACAUACAGCUUGUCAUGUUAUUCUUCAUGACUAGCAAAAGUGGGCUGGUAUUUUGACACCGGUCUGCGCGCAACAAAGGAAGCUGGGUAAACAUCAGGGGUAAAAAACGAAAGUGAAAGAGAAGUGUUGCUCAAUAGGUUCUUGUUGAAUCGUGUUCGUUAGCACUUCAGUAAAAUGGCAGAGGCAAUGUCAAAUAACGAGGACCUUUUAAUGUGUCCUAUUUGUUUGGAUCUGCUGAAGGAUCCAGUGACUCUUCAUUGUGGACACAACUACUGUAUCAGCUGCAUUAAAGGCUGCUGGGAUCAGGAAGAUCAGAAGGUUAGACCAGGCGUUUAUAGCUGCCCACAAUGCAGACAGACAUUCACUCCGAGACCCGUUUUAAACAAAAAUAAUGUUGUCGCAGAGCUAGUGGAACAACUAAGGAAGACUAGAAUCCAGGCUGCCCCUCCUGCUUUAUCUACUGCUGGACCGGGAGAUGUGGAGUGUGAUAUCUGCGCUGGGAGAAAACUCAAAGCUGCGAAGUCCUGUCUGGAUUGUCUGUUGUCUUACUGUGAAACUCACUUCAAAGCUCACAAUGAACUUCACCCAGGAAGAAACCACUCAGUGAUUGAUGCCACAGGCCAGCUACAGGAGAGGAUCUGCUCCCGUCAUAAGAAGGUUUUUGAAAUAUUUUGUCGUACUGAUCAGAGUUUUAUCUGCUAUCCGUGCACGAUGGACGAACAUAAAGGCCAUGACACAGUCACAGCUGCUGCAGAAUGGGAAAACAAACAGAAGCAGUUGGGGCAGACCCAGAGGAGAUUCCAGCAGAGAAUCCAGGAGAGAGAGAAGGAGCUGCAGGAGCUGAGGAAGGCUGUGGAGACUCUCAAGAGCUCUGCACAGACAGCAGUGGAGGACAGUGAGAGGAUCUUCACUGAGAUGAUCCGCUCCAUUGAGAGAAGGCGCUCUGAGGUGACAGAGCUGAUCAGAGUUCAGGAGAAGGCUGAGGUGAGUCGGGUUGAAGGACUCCUGAAGCGACUGGAGCAGGAGAUUGCUGAGCUGAAGAGGAGAGAUGCUGAACUGGAGCAGCUUUCACACACAGAGGAUCACAUCCAUUUCCUCAAGAAUGUUGUGUCGGUCACUGGUGCUCCUUGCAGUACAGUUUUAGCCAACAUGACAUUCAGCCAGAGUUUCUCUUUUGAGGCUGUGAAGGAAUCUGUCUCUGCAGUGAAGGUGCAGCUGGAGGAGAAACUGGAUGGCAUUUUCAAGCAGGAAGUAGACAAAAUAUCUGCAGCAGUGGCACAUAUCCAGAUCAUCCAGUCUUUAGAAUAUACUGAUUCUAAACUCCCAGUCAGAAGAACAAACAGUAAGGAGAAACUGCCACCAAACAUGUCUGAUGUCCAGGUUGUUUUCCUGAACCAGUGACCAGAGAGGAGCUCUUGCAGUAUAUCUGUCACUUCACACUGGAUCCAAACACAGCACACAGACAACUCCAUCUGUCUGAGGGGAACAGGAGGGUGGACUGGAGUGUAGCUGGG
This is a messenger RNA of Alosa alosa (allis shad), 1737 nucleotides long. RefSeq names its product E3 ubiquitin-protein ligase TRIM47-like. The transcript has 8 exons. Gene Ontology annotation, molecular function: zinc ion binding. Lineage: Eukaryota; Metazoa; Chordata; Actinopteri; Clupeiformes; Clupeidae. The record is from RefSeq and is a predicted model, not a curated record. The coding region runs from base 398 to 1624 and encodes 408 amino acids.